UUCGCUUCAGUCUUCUUCAACUGCCGUUCGAGGAGGGGUCGCGACUUUUCUCCUGUCGCCGCGCGCGUGUCCGUCAUUCCGUCUAAGUAGGUUCGAUUUGGACCCAAAUUUUCCUGUUUUUAGACUGUCACCGCGGGGGAUUGUGCUACUAUUUCUGACCAGGCGUUGUUUUGUUGUUGAAGAAUCGAACCGCUCCUGUCAGACGACGCGGGGUUGUUCGGGGGCCAUUGUGUGUGGGUGUGGUGCGCGGGGGUGGACAAGACCCCCACCCCAAAACAGAAGAAGGUGCACGGGGCAGCCAGGGGGACCUCCCAUAAUUAUACACAAAAAACCAUAACAAGAAGAGUUACGAGAGAGUUGGUCUCGUCAGCAAUUUGCCAGAAAUCGCCUCCCUAAAACGUUCGACGAAGUCGCGGAAAUCAAUCCGAGCAGGCCAAGUCCCGAGUGUUUUUAGUCCGAGUUGCUAAGUGAGCGAAAUUAGUCAGAGUGUUGAGGGAAGAAGGAAAAAAAAUGGCAGAGGAAAAAAGGCCAACUUGGAUUGCCGAUGCUGAGAAGUUGGAGUUGCUGAAGAUGAAGGCGACGACGACGACGUCGGUGUGAAAGUGGUCCCACUGCGGGGAGCUGGAACGCGCGGUGUGCCGUGUUUAAAAACCGCGAACGAGCGUACUUAAACUAGAACCAAGUUGUUUUCGGAAUCCAGGCAGCGCAAUCGAAGCAGUCGUCAGUGAUAUCAUUGCUCAGAUAGUGCGCCGAGUGAACGUCGCGAUUAGUAAUCCAGUCGAAGCAACCGCAGCAAAGUUUGUUUGAGACCUGGAACACGUUUCCUGUUCGAAGACGACAACGACGUCAUCGCAGUUGGCGGGCGGCGUGACCAGUUCAAACGCAAGUGACACCACGCACGCAAGCGAAUAGCCAUUGCUGAGUCGAAGAAGCGGAAGAAGCGGUGUUUGGGAAUUUGCAUUUUCGGUUCCGUUCUGGUUGUGUUUGACGGCGGGGGCCCAGACAGGAACGGUUCCGCGUCGGUGAAAGUGCUGAAAGUGUGUGUGUGUGCGAUUUGUUUACGAAAACAUGCUUCGAUAGUCGAAAAUCGAAGAGUUGGGAAGAGGUUUUUUGUUCGGUUUUUCGAAGGAAAAUUGUGUCUGAAAAGGAAGCAAGAUGAGUGUGUUCAGUGAUUUCCAGCGGAUGUGGGUCCAGCGGUUCCCGCAGAGUUCGCUGUCGGACGCGUGGGAGCAGGACGUGCGGGCUAGUUUGGCCCGCCACAAGCAAAAGAUCACCGAACUGACGAAGGAGCUCGAGCAGGAAACGCUGUACGUGGAGUACCUGGAGCGGCUGCUGGGCGACGUGGAAAAGUACCGCGAUGCCGGCGGAGAUCCGUCGACGCUGUUCGAGGCCAACACGACGGCGGCCGUCUUGGGCAAGGACGAGGACAAGGAGAAGGACGGGGGAGCGGUGGAUGAGAACCAAAUCAUCAAGGCCGCUGCCGCUGCCCACCACGACAAAGGAACCAACGGCACGGCCGCCGAAGACGAUGGCACCGCCGACUCCACCAAAGACCCGGUCGCCCUCCGUCGGGACGCGCACCACAAGGACAGCGCCCUGAACCAGUGCAUCAAUGAGCUCACCUCCAACCUGCACCAGCGCCGGUGCGUCAGCAGCAGCGACGUUCCUGCGCCAACCCCAACCUCGCCCACCUCCAAGUCCUCCACCUCAUCCCCGACGUCCACGAUGACCAGCGGAGGAGCAGGCGGUCAGGUCGUCAACAGCAGCAGCCAACCGGACUCGGAGAGUGAACAAUCGAGCAGCAGAUCGCGAAGAUCCAGCCAAAGUGAAGCGCUCCUGUCGUCCCCGAGCCACUUUGUGACCGUCAUCGAGGUGAAGGAAUCUUCCGAGAAGACUCCCCAGGAGCAGGACCAGCCGCAAUCGGCGGCGACCAAACGGAACUCGGUCGCGCCAGCACUGCCCGCAAAGAGUAGCAGCGUAACUGCCGGUGACAGUUGUAACAACAACAAUUCUUCCCCGGCGGCGGCGGUUGCGCCGCUCCCGGUGGCCGCAAAUCCCCGGCCCAACAGCUACGAAAACGUCCUCAUCAACACGAACCGGGGCAGCUGCGAGAACCUCAACAAUAACAGUGUCGUCCACGGUGGGCACGUGAUUCAUCAGCAGAACAACAACUCGGAGCACAGUACGUUCCUGGAUAAUAAUGGGAGUGGUGGAGGCCAAGGGGUGGCCAAGUACCCGAAACCGUCGGCACCGCCCAUGACGAUGGGGUCGUCGAUUGCGGACCGGACCUCGCAGCUCAUCGGAAGCGGCGGCGGCGGCGCGCAGGAUCUCAAGAAGAAGGUGCCACCACGACCACCACCCAAGUACCCGCGCCGAGCGGCCCCGGUCGAACCUCCGGUCAUUCCGGCCGCGGCCAUGCAGAACCUGCGCCGGGACCAGCAGCAGCAGUCCUCGGACGGGACGCCGGACAGCUCGCUGGAGCGAAACCUCAAGCCGUCGGAGAUCUACCGGCAAAAGUCGUCGGACUCGUUGGACGUGAAGCUGCGCAGCUCGCGGACUGCUUCCGAGCUGGCCGAGGAGUUUGCGGGGCGGCCUCGGCUGCCCAAGUCGGACAGCUUAAAGUCCAAGUCCAGUACGGACAGUCCGACGGGAUCGCUCGGUAAGAACGUGGGCGCUUCGCCGACGGGAAGCUUGGGCAAGUUGGCGCAUACGGCUGGCAGUAGUGACAGUCCGACGGGGAGUUUGGGGAAGAAGGAGAGCAGUCUGCAGUCGGUUGGAUCCAGGGAAUCGCUGGCGUCGACUGGUGGAGGAGGCGGAAUGAGAGCCAUUUCGGAAAGGAUAAAGAGCUACGAGUCGAUCUCAUCGAUCAGUUCGGACAGUAUGCGCGAGGGAACGGGUGGAAGCAGCAGCGGGGCGCAGGUGGCCGAGCAGGAGCACUACUACGACACGGUUCCGCUGGAGAACGGGGAAGGGGACUACGUGUACAUCCAGGCGGGCGGUACCGGGUCCACGUCGAGUCGGGACGACAUUUCGACGGCCGGAAGCACGCUUCCGCUGCCGGCGUCCCAUCCGCGCAGUCACAACAGCAGCCAGACCAGCGUCCAGCUGGAGCCAGAAUCUCCGGGACGAAGUUCCAACUACGUCAACAUUGACUAUUUCAUACACAGCCAAAAUCACGAGAACCGGAGCAGCUCAAUCGACAGUGACGGCGAAGCGGACGGAGGCCCACCGGUGCUACUGCGUGCAAUCUCCAACGAGACCGAUUCCGGCCAGGCCGGACACGGUAUCUUCCGAAAGAUUUCCAAUGCCAACCGCAACACAAUCAUCCGGCACAUUGUGACCAGUAUUAUCACCAGCGAGACAUUGUACGUCGAGUGUCUGAACAAGAUGAAGCAAUACAUGAAGGCGAUCCGGGCCACCCUGACCACGUCGCAACCUGUGAUAUCUGAAGAGGAGUUUCAGACGAUAUUUUUUAAGAUCGAGGAGCUGCACGAGGUUCACUCGGAGUUUUUGGGCGAGCUGAAGGUGAAGCUGGGUCCACUUCCGGAGGGGGACGAUCUGUGCGUCGGCGAGGUGUUCCGCCGGCUGGCCGCGCACAUCCACCUGUACGGAGCGUUCCUGCACAACUACGGGCGAGCGAUCGACACCGUCAAGAAGUGCAGCACCCAGAGCCAACAGUUCAAGGAGAUCGUCUCCAACAUAGUGUUUAAGAACCAGAACGAACAGUCGCUGUCGCUGGAGGAACUGCUGCACAAGCCGGUGGCCCGCGUCCAGAAGAACGCCCUCGUGCUGGAAGAUUUGCUCAACCAAACACCGGAACAGCACCCGGACUACCACCCGCUGCGGCAGGCCACCAAAACAAUCCGGAACUUCCUGUCGGAGUUCAACGUAGUGCAGACCAAAUCCAUGUUUCCGAGUGACGACAAGGCGCUCCGCCGGCUGGUCAAAAACUCCUUUAUUGUCGAGCUGGCCGACGGCCACCGGAAGCUGCGCCACCUGUUCCUGUUCAACGACGUGAUCGCGUGCGCCAAGUACAAGGCGGCCGGCCGCGACCGCAACGGGUUCGAGUUCGAGCUCAAGUGGUUCAUCCCGCUGCGGGACAUCCUGAUCUGCGAGGAGAGCGCCAACGAUCCCAAAGAAACGAGCCCGAUCAACAUCGUGCACCUCAAGUCGCAGGCGUGCACCGUGCGCGACCAGAUCAUGCUGGACGAGAAGGACGAGCGGAAGGCACGGUCGAGCGGGUCCCGCGCCGGGGACAAGCACCGCAAAAAGCUGGCCGACCUGGAAGCGCAGCUGGUACUGGCUUCGCCGAAUCUGGUGUUCAAGAUCGGCAACAAGGCGACCUCGAAGACGAUGACGUUCUUCCUGAGCUCGGACUUUGAGCGGACGCAGUGGAUCGAGUCGAUACUGACGCUGCAGCAAUCGUGCAACCUGCCGGGGCAGACGCCGGUGCAGAUCUACGACCUGCAGGCGUGGAUCACCGCCUGCCAGGCGCUCAUCAAGACCGAGAUGGGCUCCUACCUGAUGCGGAACGCGCGCGACGAGAGCCUGCUCGUGGGCGAUCUGCACCUGACGAUCCAGGGCCUGGCCGGGUUCGAGCAGCCGUGCGAUCUGUUCAUCUGCGUCGAGAUCGACUCGUACGGGCACUACUUCCGGAAGGCCAAGACGAAGCUGGUGUGCCGCAGCGCGUCGCCCUGCUGGAACGAGUCGUUCGUGCUGGAGCUGGAGGGCAGCCAGAAUCUGCGGGUACUGCUGUACCAGGACGACGUGCAGCGCCCGAUUUUGCGGGCGAAGCAGAUUCUGAAGCUGAGUCGCCAAUGGCUCCAGGAGGCGCCCAUCACCAAAGUACUGCGGUUAUCGGAGACCCUCUCGCUGAACACCGUGAUUCGGUUCGUGCCGGGUGAGGUCACGCUGAGGCGGGUUCCGACGUCCAAGCCGGGAGCGCUCUUCGGGGCCAAGUUGGCACAAGUUAUCAAACGCGAGAAGCGUGACAUUCCAUUCAUCGUGAGCGCCUGCGUCCGGGAGGUCGAGCGUCGCGGAAUGGCCGAGGUGGGCAUCUACCGGGUGUCCGGCUCGGCGUCGGACGUGGCCAAGCUGAAAAAGUCGUUCGAGACGAACGCGUACGAGGCGGAGCAGCUGCUCAAGGAGGUGGACAUCCACUCGGUGACGGGCAUCCUCAAGUCGUACCUGCGCGAUCUGCCGGAGGCGCUCUUCACCGACCAGUAUUACCCGAAGUUCUUCGAGACGUUCAACCGGCACUCGAACCUGAACGAGGCGUCCCGCAUCGAGGCGCUGCAGAAGAUCUUCGCGGAGCUGCCGCAGCCCAACAAGGCCACCAUCCAUCUGCUGCUGGACCACCUGAUGAGGGUCCACCAGCAGGAGAUCGAGAACAAGAUGUCGCUGCACAACCUGGCGAUGGUGUUUGGGCCGACGCUGCUCCGGCCGGGCCCGACGGCCAGCAAGCAGAAGGACCUGCUCGAGUCGAGCACGGCGGACGUGAUGACGCAGGCCGGCAUCCUGUACAGCUUCCUGCAGGCGCGACUGAAGUAAGUGUGGUGGGUGAAAUAUUUCCAAAUUUCAAAUUCCAAUCAACAACAACAACAACAACACUGCUGCUGACAGAUAGAACAGGAAUAAUAAGAUGGGGUUUUUUUUGGGAAGGAGGAAAGGACCCUACGAUAUAUUUCUAUAUUACGUAUUACUGAGUAGUAUUUAUUACAACAACAAAUACGUGUGUCGUAUUGAUGGAAACGAGGCAGACUUUCGUUCCGCAAAACGGAAUUAUGAAACAAAAGACAGCUACGCGAUUUUUUCCUUAGAUUGUCAGUCACACAGUUUUACCCAGAUCGAUAGAGAUAUGUGUGGGUGUGUUGCUAAAUUUAUUAACGUUAGCAAAUUUAUAUUUUACGUGUAAAGAACCAACUUUAGUUAAAGAUAAAUUUCCUUUUGUAUCAAUCUCUCGUUUUAAGUGCUGAAAGCAAAGCUAGUUUUACGAGCGCGUGUUUGUGUUGAGCCACCUCUCCUAUGCAAUCCCUAGAGGAAAUCCUUUUGGGGGCGAUUUAUAUCUUUAUACUUUGGUGAUCGAACGCCAAAACUUAGUCAUUUCUCGCCGCGCCUGGUUUCGUCACACGUUUACGUUUACAUUGUGUACAUUUUUGCGCUUCCCCACCUCUUUCCACGUGUAUAUAUUUCUUUGCUUGAUUUGUUUACGCUUAGUUUUUAGUAGAGUGAAGAAAAUUUAAGUCAUGUUCGACUGGCCUUCCAGAUUGUGGUCGCGUGUGUUAUUUGAAUUUAACAUAAACAGAAAAAUCAAGAAUGUUUUCGAAUGAUAUGAAAGGGAUUACAAGCAAGCUACAGUACAUUCGCAUUAAAGUAUAUCGUUACACUGCAUAUUAAUAUAUAACAAAAAAGUAAACACAUGUGUAUUCAUUAUUGCAAUUUAUUAUACAAUUUGAGUUACUGUGUAAAACGAUCCUUGAUUUUUUUCGAGAAAAAAAAGCGUUAGUCAGAAAACCCCGAAUCCAACCGCAACUUUUAGAGACUUAGCGAGGUCAAUACAAUCAAGUAUCUUCUACAACAUACAUAUUAAACCAAACCGCCAAAAUACGCCGAACGAGACGCAUAUACAACAACAACUCCCAUUUGCAGCUUAUUGGAUACAAUCUUUAUACGGUAUAAACAAAAUGAUAGUAGUGAUAAUAAAGGGACUGUUUCGACCGCGUGAGAACAUCUCCAGUUACAGCGAUAUUGAUAUUUUCUCCGCCAAGAAAUUAAAAAUUGAACUUCACCCAAAAAAAACACAAACACGUAUAUAAACUGAAAAACACAUUUCGCUAGUAGGCGACGACAGCUGAAUUUAUCUUGUAGGAUUUUUCCCUUCAAAUAUUGAAAAACUGAAUAAAAACCAACAAUCUUUCGUAUUGUGAAUUUAA
Culex quinquefasciatus (southern house mosquito) is the source of this 6932-nucleotide messenger RNA. It is a transcript of the gene RhoGAP1A, whose product is annotated as active breakpoint cluster region-related protein. Gene Ontology annotation, biological process: positive regulation of GTPase activity; intracellular signal transduction. The record is from RefSeq and is a predicted model, not a curated record. NCBI's taxonomy places the organism in Eukaryota, Metazoa, Arthropoda, Insecta, Diptera, Culicidae. Gene Ontology annotation, cellular component: membrane. Bases 1156 to 5550 code for a protein of 1464 amino acids. The transcript has 12 exons. Gene Ontology annotation, molecular function: guanyl-nucleotide exchange factor activity; GTPase activator activity.